This is a messenger RNA of Lycium ferocissimum, 816 nucleotides long. RefSeq lists its product as uncharacterized. The transcript has a single exon. Gene Ontology annotation, molecular function: zinc ion binding. NCBI's taxonomy places the organism in Eukaryota, Viridiplantae, Streptophyta, Magnoliopsida, Solanales, Solanaceae. Bases 1 to 816 code for a protein of 271 amino acids. The record is from RefSeq and is a predicted model, not a curated record.
AUGUGCUUCCCCAAGCAAAGAGAAGGUAUUGUGACAAACAUGUUGAAGCAAAUUGGGCAAAAAAAUGGAAGAUUCUUGGAGAUGAAGAAGUUGUUUUGGUGGGCUUCAUGGUCAACUUAUCCUGAAGAGUUUAAAGACCAAUUGAUGUGUAUGGGCCAGUUGAGUGAAGCUGUUGUUAAGUCACUGUUGAAGUAUCCUUCCCAGAGUUGGUGUAGGGCCUAUUUUAACACUGUUUGCAAGAAUCUAUCAGUGAUCAAUAAUAUCACUGAGUCUUUCAACAAAUGGAUUUUGGAUGCUAGAUACAAGCCAAUAAUUAAGAUGCUUGAAACUAUAAGGGUGAAAGUAAUGAAUCAUUUAAGAAAACACGAAGAGAAAGUGAGUUCAUGGAGACAAGAGUACAGUCCUAACUACUUAGAAUUGUAUUAUGACUUCCUCAAAAUUGCUCAAGUCUGUGUGGUGGAAACAAAUGGUGGUGAUGGUUUUGAAGUUUCAGAAGGGCAAGACAAACACAUUGUGAAGUUGGAGAUGAGAAUAUACACAUGUAGGAUAUGGGACAUCUUUGGGAUCCCAUGUCCUCAUGCAAUAAAGGCAAUACAGUAUUUGAAGAAAGACCCUGUAAGGGAGAUACACCGGUGGUACACCAAAGAAGCAUACCUGUUGACUUAUCACCACAAGAUACAACUAGUUCUUGGUGAGAAAUUCUGGAUAGUUGGUCCAGCUGAUGCAAUGAAUCCACCUGAUAUGGUGACUUUAGCCAGGCCUAGAAUCAAGAGAAUUAGGCAAAAAAAUGAAGCUAGUAAGAGGCAAUAUGAGUGA